GCUAGAGCGAAAGAGAGCUAGAAGAUACACGGCUAGAGAGAGAGAGAGAGAGAGAGAGCAAAAGACAACAACAGGAAACGCACACCGCAAGAGGACUCAAACAGCAAAACUCAUGAUGCAACAGCAGGAGAAGCUGUUGCUGGUGGCGCUGUGCAUUAUGGCCAGCACGCUUACAACACUGGCACUGGGAGAACAAACGCUGGCAGCAGCAGCGGCGCAGCAAUCGCCGGCUAAGCUAGAGCAGAAUCCGUGCACGAACAAGGACACGUGCCACGAGUGUAUUCAGACACAGAACUGUGGAUGGUGCAUGAAGCCAGAUUAUGGAGAUCGGUCGCGUUGCUUUUUGCACACACCGAAGGCGGAGAUCUGUCCGGAGGAGUACAUUUGGAAUCCCGAUACAUCCGAGCGCAUCUUGAUCAACAAGGAUCUGACAUUGGCCAGCGGUGGUGCCGCUUGGGCGGGCGGUCAAUAUGCUUCGGGUGUUGGCUACGAGAGCAGCGCCCACGGCCAGAGCUCGGCAUCGGGCUCGUAUAGUGCCUCCAGUUCCAGUUCCAGCUACGGUUCCAGCUCCAGCUCCGGGUCCAGCUCCGGUUAUAGUGCCAGCUCCAGCUCAGGCGGCUACGGCGCAGCGGUCAGUGGUGCAGCAGCAGCUGGUGAAAUUGUGCAGAUAAAGCCACAACGCGUUAGCCUCAAGCUCCGCAUUAAUGAGGUUCACAAUCUGGAUGUUAGCUACUCACAGGCCGUCGACUAUCCCGUUGAUCUCUACUAUUUGAUGGAUCUGUCCAAGUCCAUGGAGGACGACAAAGAGAAACUCUCGGCCUUGGGCGAUAAAUUGUCCGAGACAAUGAAACGCAUUACAUCCAACUUCCGUUUGGGCUUCGGCUCAUUUGUGGACAAGGUGCUGAUGCCCUAUGUAUCCACCAUACCCAAAAACCUGGAGGAGCCAUGUCCCAAAUGCGAUGCUCCCUAUGGCUAUCGUAACAUCAUGGGCUUGAGCAUGGACACAUAUAGAUUCUCUAACGAGGUGAAGGAGGCGGCUGUCUCUGGAAAUUUGGAUGCACCUGAAGGUGGCUUCGAUGCCAUAAUGCAGGCGAUUGCCUGCCGACAGCAGAUCGGCUGGCGCGAGAAGGCGCGUCGUUUGCUAGUGUUCUCAACGGACGCGGGCUUCCAUUAUGCCGGCGAUGGCAAAUUGGGCGGCGUGAUUACACCGAAUGAUGGCGAAUGCCAUUUGAAUGCACAGGGCAUGUACACGCAUUCGAUAAUACAGGAUUAUCCGAGCAUAUCGCAGAUCAACCAGAAGGUCAAACAGAAUGCGAUCAACAUUAUCUUUGCCGUCACACAGAAUCAGUAUGCCGUCUAUCAGAAGCUGUCCGCUCACAUUGAGGGCUCGUCCAGCGCCAUUUUGUCCAAUGAUUCGUCCAAUGUGGUGGAUCUGGUGCGCGAGGAGUAUGGCAAAAUCUCAUCGACGGUGGAGAUGAAGGACAAUGCCACUGGAGAUGUUAAGGUCACGUAUUUGUCUAGCUGCCUGACCAAUGGACCCCAGAUCAAGACGAACAAGUGCAGCGGUCUCAAGGUCGGCGACAAGGUCACCUUUACGGCUCAAAUAACGGUGACCAAAUGUCCAACUGAUCCACGUCAUUGGAAUCAGGCCAUUCAAAUCUAUCCGGUGGGAAUUAACGAAAGCAUGAUCAUUGAUCUGGAGAUGCUGUGCUCCUGUCCCUGCGAGCAUGCCGGCUCCACUGGCUACGAGCUGCACUCGCAGAAGUGUCACAACCACGGCACCUAUAUGUGCGGCAUCUGUGAGUGCGACGAGCAGCAUUUUGGUAACACCUGCGAGUGCUCCACGUCUGAUAUGCAUUUGAAUAAGGUCAAUGAUAAUAUGUGCCGGCCGAGCAACGAUACGAGCGUGGCCGAAUGCAACGGUCGUGGCAGCUGUGUGUGCGGCGCCUGCGAAUGCCACAAGCGCACCAAUCCCGACGAGAUCAUCUCGGGCAAGUAUUGCGAGUGCGAGAACUUCAGCUGUGAGCGACGCAAGAAUUUGUUGUGCUCGGGCCCCGAUCACGGCACCUGCGAGUGCAAUCGCUGUGUGUGCAAGCCCGGCUGGACGGGCAACAGCUGCGACUGCCAGACAUCGAAGGACACGUGCAUGCCACCAGGCGGCGGUGAGAUCUGCUCGGGCCACGGCACCUGCGAGUGCGGCGUCUGCAAAUGCAAAUCGAUGGACGAGGGCCGCUACUCGGGCAAAUAUUGCGACAAGUGCCCGACAUGCUCGGGCCGUUGUCACGACCUGAAGGACUGCGUCCAGUGCCAAAUGUAUCAGACGGGUCAGCUGAAGAACGGCGAUGAUUGCGCCAAGAACUGCACCACAUUCACGGCCAUUAGCGUUGACACGGUCAAGAUCGACGAGCACAAGGACGAGCAGCUGUGCGUGUUCUUCGACGAGGAUGAUUGCAAGUUUACGUUCAAAUACAGUGAGGUGGGUGAGCUAGUCGUCUAUGCCCAGCAGGAGAAGGAAUGCCCGCCCAAGGUCUUUAUGCUAGGCAUUGUCCUGGGCGUCAUCGCCGCCAUUGUUCUCGUUGGCUUGGCCAUAUUGCUGCUCUGGAAGCUGCUGACCACCAUACACGAUCGUCGCGAAUUCGCACGCUUCGAGAAGGAGCGCAUGAAUGCCAAAUGGGACACGGGCGAGAAUCCUAUCUACAAGCAGGCCACAUCCACCUUCAAGAAUCCCAUCUAUGCGGGCAAAUAAUUUGCAAUGCGAAUGUGCCCAUUGUUUUCAUUAGUGAAAUUUGCCAUUCUAAACACUGACUGUCCACUAUUAUUUACCGUUUGCUAACCCAACUGAAUCAAUCAGCCAGCCAAUUGCUUCAGUCAAUUGAAGCAGCUUCCUUUUUCUAUCCUCUCUUACAUCAAAUGGUGCGCGUGCCACAUGCAACAACAAACAACAACAAGAAAACAAAAUGCUUGAACAAAAGUCAAACUGCCAUUGAAACGCGU
This is a messenger RNA of Drosophila arizonae, 2994 nucleotides long. It is a transcript of the gene mys, whose product is annotated as position-specific antigen beta subunit myospheroid. The record is from RefSeq and is a predicted model, not a curated record. Gene Ontology annotation, molecular function: integrin binding. Gene Ontology annotation, biological process: integrin-mediated signaling pathway; cell-matrix adhesion; cell migration. Gene Ontology annotation, cellular component: integrin complex; cell surface; focal adhesion. NCBI's taxonomy places the organism in Eukaryota, Metazoa, Arthropoda, Insecta, Diptera, Drosophilidae.